CCAGUCCACACUGCCCUGAAGUGGAUGCUAAUGAGAACUUUGUGUACUGGUUUCCUACAAAGCCCCUUCCAGAUAAAAGGAGGGAUUCUUGUUUGUUCUCUUACCCCCAUGAUGGUGGCAAAUUGUAGUUGUCCUAGGAUGACGAACUCCAAUCUGGUAACAAAUACCUGAGCUCCCACUGCCAGGAUUAACAAGCGUGGGGAAGUAAUAAUGCAGAGUGUUCCAACAGGGUAAGUAGACCAAAGUCUUGCCCAGCCCCUGUUAACUUAAGUGUGUGUAUACCAUAGUAUGGCCUCCCCCAAAGCCCAACCAGAAAUCAACGAAGAAACACAAAUGGUGAAAAGAUUUAUAUUUAGAUUUAGCCAGCUGGACUCAGUUUAGAUGAUUCCAAUCUGAAAAACAAAAGGGGAGCUUUGUUACUGGGAGCUGAAAUGUGAAGAUUAAGCUGGAAUGUCAUGGUUAAAAAGCAAAAUGAGACGAGGGUAGAGCCUAUUAAGGAUAGGGGUGCAGUGAGUUCAUCAGCAAAGGUCAGGUUUUGGUCACUAGCAGACACAUCACUUAGACCCAGGUGGUAGAUGAGUUCAUAGCAAAGGAAACUUACUUUGUUGGCAACAUCCAAAGCAUCAUAGUCAGGAGCCAGUCGAACAUAUGCCUUCUUCUCUCCAUCAGGUCUAGGAUAAAGGAAGUCUUAAUUCCUCCUACCCUCACUGCCCCCAAGCCCUCCCUUUUCCCCCUAGUCUUUCUGGCACAUCAGUGGUUCCUUUGUUCAUGUCAUUCUUUCCCAAAUAGUGACUUUUCCAUCAUUUCCACAGGAGACUAGGGAUGCCAUCAAACCACAAAUGAAGCCAACUCCCCUUUGUGGGGAACACCACAGAACAUUUUAAGGCGUAAGUCCAGAUCUCCCCUUUGAUGGUGAGAAUUAUUGUGUGCUACACUGCUCUCCUAUCCUGCAGAACUGCAAAAUGGAAAAGUUAUCCUUGGGGGUAAGAUUCCAAUGGGAUCAGACAGAACGCUGGUACCAGAGCGGAGUCCCCUAGUCCCAGAGCCGCGACCUACCUAAAGGGCGAAGUUUCAGGUCCACCUAGCCCUUCUUUAGACUCCAUUGAGGGAGGCAGGUUCGUCUUCAGCCUCCCACCCCUUGGCCUACACGGGAGCCUUGAAGGAAGACACCCCAGACUGGACGUCUCUUUCCUCGGUGGGCAUCCCAUUCCGACCCUGGCAUCCCCUGUCGGCUUCCCCCACCCCACCCCAUCCCGGGCAGAAGGGCGAGCGGGGGCAGACUCUAUGAGUCACGUUCUGGGUCUGGAGUUGAGGGAAGCGCCGCCUCUCCUUGGGCCCCUUCUCUCCUCCUUUCCCCUCCCCGCCGGUUCCUGGCCCAGCCAGAUACUGCGCAGCAAUCACCGAUUCUCCAUCACCAAUUUGACUGGCGCUCGCGAAGGGAGAGCGGAGUGGGACGCCGGGCCCUGCAGCGGACUGGGCCCCUGGCCCCCUCCUCCAGCAGGCCGCGGGCCUUGCAGCGCCAUCCCUGCCCACACUGACCCCGUGCGGCGGGGCCGCUCCGCGCCCCCGGGCGGCUCUGUUAUGGUAGGACCGCCUCAACCCCGAGCUGUCGUCGGGUCACCGCGGCCCCGAGUCAUUGUAGGAACUAUCCGGCCCCGAGUUAUUGUGGGGUCUGCGCGGGCCCGGGCCCCCCCGGACGGGACUCCCCGCCCCCAUUUGGAGGCGGAGGAGUCUCCCCGCCCCCGAGUCGUCGUCGGGACGACUCGGGCCCGGGUGAUUGUGGGUUCGCCCCGGCCCCGGAUGAUCGUCUCAUCCCCGUGGCCUGCUGUGGUCGUAGCGUCCCCGAGGCCGCGGGCUCCCGUAGGCUCCCCGUGGCCCAGAGUUAUAGUCGGGACACCCCGGUCGCGGGUGAUUGUCGGGUCUCCACGGGCCCGGGUCGCUGGGGCGGAUCAGGCCCCCGCGCCUUCUCGGGGCUCCCCGCAAGGCCGCAGGCGAGAUGAACAUUCUGGCGCCGGUGCGGAGGGACCGCGUCCUGGCGGAGCUGCCCCAGUGCCUGAGGAAGGAGGCCGCUUUGCACGUGCACAAAGACUUCCACCCCCGCGUCACCUGCGCCUGCCAGGAGCACCGGACAGGCACCGUGGGGUGAGCUAGACAUCCUUAACAAAGAAAGGAAGUCUCAAUCAAAGCUAGGGUAUACACGCACCCCCUGGGGCUCCGUUUCAGCCUCUACCAGUUAUAUGGUAAUUCCCCCAUUUUUACACCCAUGUGUUCUCCCUUUUCUUCCCAGCAAGGUUGUGAUGAGUCCUAUGAAAUGGGGUGGGGUAGAGAGACGGCAGUUCACUUCCUGACACAGAGAGGGUACCCAACAGGAGAGGGUGGUCACCAGCUCACCUUCCCACAUACCACCCAUUUGAGCCCCAGGGCAGGGAGCUGUGCCUGUAGGGAUGUGUCCCAUUAUGGGUGAAAGAAGGUAAUACUGAUAACAUUGGCGUGCCAUUAACGGAGCGUUUACUGUGUGCCAGGCAGUGUGUUGGUUACUAUUAUUGUCUUUUAUUAAAUGGAAAACACCAUCACUUUUAAGAUGUAUCCUGAUUUCAGAGAUGUUUAAAAUGUGUG
Messenger RNA from Leptonychotes weddellii (Weddell seal), 2616 nucleotides. The record is from RefSeq and is a predicted model, not a curated record. Lineage: Eukaryota; Metazoa; Chordata; Mammalia; Carnivora; Phocidae.